AUCAAGCAUUUCUGCAUGUUAAUUUAAUUUCUAGUCACAUUGUCCAAUCCUUUGUUCUGCAAAGGAAAAUGGCCAGCUCAAAGACUUUCCUUUCUCUUGGCCUUUUUCUUGCUAUUGUUCUUUUCAUCUCUUCUGAGAUUUCAGCUCGUGAGCUUGCUGCCACAGUCCAAACCAACCGUGGGAAUGAACAGGUAGAUUCGCACUAUGACCAUAGGCAUGGACAUGGAAAUGGAUAUGGGAAGGGAAGCGUACAUGAAUAUGAAAAAGGAUAUGGAAAAGCGUAUGAACAUGAACAUGGUAAGGAAUAUGGGAAGGAGCACGAAGGUGAGCAUCUAAAAGGGUAUAGAUAUGAACAAGGCAAGGGGCAUAAUGAAGAGCACGAAAAAGAAUAUGGAAAAGGUCACGGGAAGGGGCACGAAGGUGAGAAUGGAAAAGAUUAUGGAAAAGAGCAUGAAUAUGAACAUGGUAAGGGUUAUGGGAAGGGGCACGGAGGCGAGCAUGGAAAAGGGUAUGAGUAUGAACAUGGUAAGGGUUAUGGGAAGGGGCACGGAGGCGAGCAUGGAAAAGGAUAUGAGUAUGAACACGGUAAGGGUCAUGAGAAGGGGCACGGAGGCGAGCAUGGAAAAGGGUAUGAGUAUGAACACGGUAAGGGUCAUGAGAAGGGGCACGGAGGCGAGCAUGGAAAAGGGUAUGAAUAUGAACAUGGUAAGGGUCAUGAGAAGGGGCACGGAGGCGAGCAUGGAAAUGGGUAUGAAUAUGAACAUGGUAAGGGUUAUGAGAAGGGGCACAAGCAUGAAAACGGAAAGGAAAAUGGAAAAGAGCACGGAUAUGAACAUGACAAGGAGCAUGGAAAUGAACAUGGAAAAGGGUAUGAACAUGGUGAGGGCUACGAACAUGGACAUGGAAAAGAACAUGGAUAUGAACAUGAAAAGGGACAUGGAAAAGAAUACGGAAAAGGGCAUGGAUAUGAAUAUGGAAAAGGGUAUGGAUAUGAACACGGAAAGGGAAAUGGGAAGGAGAAGGGACAUGAAAAAUCUGGUCACUAUGAGUAUCCAGGGCAUGGUGUUGCUACUAAAAACUGAAGUUGAAAAUUAGAUGGAAGACCUUUCCUUAAAAGGGUAAGUCUUUCAUCAAAUUUCCAUGCAUCAUUAGAUAAGUUUUCCGUGAAUAAGAGUGUUUAGAGAUGCGGCCAUCUCUAUGUAAAAGAUAUAUACUGAGAAAUUUAUGGUCGCUAUAAUAGAGUAGCUUCCUUAGCUCUCUCCAAUAAUGACCUAAUUUAAGUCUGUCUAUCUUUCCAAUAUUGUUUUCUUAAUUAACUCUUAUUCGGUAUGUAAUAUAAUGCACGUUAAUUUAAUGCCA
Molecule: messenger RNA, 1359 nt
Organism: Ricinus communis (castor bean)
Lineage: Eukaryota; Viridiplantae; Streptophyta; Magnoliopsida; Malpighiales; Euphorbiaceae
Product: cold and drought-regulated protein CORA
Exons: 3
Coding region: 69-1082 (337 amino acids)
Source: RefSeq, a predicted model, not a curated record